Molecule: messenger RNA, 1790 nt
Organism: Diachasmimorpha longicaudata
Lineage: Eukaryota; Metazoa; Arthropoda; Insecta; Hymenoptera; Braconidae
Product: polymerase delta-interacting protein 3-like
Exons: 3
Coding region: 154-1407 (417 amino acids)
Biological process (GO): poly(A)+ mRNA export from nucleus
Cellular component (GO): nuclear speck; nucleus
Molecular function (GO): mRNA binding
Source: RefSeq, a predicted model, not a curated record
CCCCGCCCCUGAGCGUCACCCUAGCGUUCACGUCCAUUUUUACGUGCACAUCCCCAUUUCUCAGUUCUUUUCAUAAAUGCCUUUUAAACCAAAUAAUUCAGUCAGUCUACACAAUUGUUAAUAGAUAGAGUGUUUAUAAUAAAAGUUGGUAAAAUGGCUGAUAUGAGCCUCGACGAUAUAAUUAAGAAAAAAAAACCACAGGGAAAGAUGGGCCUGAAAGGACGUGGCGGUAUUCGAAAACCGCCAGCACGUAUCAACGUUCGCCCACCCCAGCCACCCUAUAGAACUAAACCAAUAACGGACGCGCGUUUCAAAAUAAUCCAGAAGAAUCGAGAGAAGCUGACAGACGCUCGAGACAAAUUAGCUGAAAUAGCCAAGCAAUCAGACGCUCGUCUGAAGCUGGAAAAGCUCCGAGCAACUCACAAGGCCCCGUCAUUGGCCACAAUCUCCCGGAAGACUGGUCGCAAUGGAAAAAUUUCUCUGUCCACGAACCGAAUUCCCCCGUUGGUGCCCUCAUACGACUCUCACAAUCCCUUACAAUCACAACUCCCUUACAAUCUUCCCCCAAGAAUCGUGGGAUACAGAGGGAGCAUUGGAGAGCCCUCCUUCAGGGAGAACAUGUCCAUGGACUACCAAGAUAACAGUUACGUGGUCGAGGCACCUUUGAGACGAACUGUGAGCAACGAAUAUGCCCCUGGGCCACCUCCACUCCCUCCAGUAUUCGGUAUUAAGCCGUCAACUGGUUAUUCAUGGCCAAAGACCGCCCAGAGGCCUACGAUAAUCCGAAAAACUGAGGUGGAACGACCAAGAGAAUAUAAAAUUAUUCCUAGGAUCCCCAUGGGACAGAAAGUCGAAAGUUAUCGCGAUGACUGGGGAUUCGCAGGCAAGAGUAGAACGAUUAUAGCGGACGAACAUGAAGAGAAAUAUUUCGAUGUGAGGAGCCAUAGGGAUGUUGGUGUUAAAGCGAGGCUGGAAGGCAGUGGGACAAAAUCUAGGCCGAUGGGUAUCCUGGUGAGGACCAAGAGUAGCUCGUCUGGUAGCUCUAGUCAGCCUACGGGCUACAGGAUCGUUGUGUCGAAUUUGCAAGCUAAUGUUACACAGGAAGAUAUCAAAGAGCUGUUCGAGGAUGUUGGGGAAUUGCUGGUGUCGCGGCUGGUGAGGCCUGGAACUGCUGAGGUCAUUUAUAAGACCCUGAAGGAUGCCACCAAGGCUGUGGAGACGUAUCACAAUAGACAACUGGAUGGACACCCUAUGAAGUGUCUGCUGGUUAAUCCUAGGCCGAAGAAUAAUCCCACAGCCCCUGCUGUCAGACCACUGACUGAGUCCAGAAGAACAGCAAGCUCCAGUUAUGUACAAACAAGCUUGGGUGCAGUUCAUCGUGCUCUUUUUGACGAUUGCCACAACUGAAUAACAAUUAUUACUACCAUCAUCAUUCACUUUGUUCAAUGCCAGAUGGAUUAUUAUCAUUCACUUAUCUGAAUUUUCAUUUUUUAACCUGAGAAAGAACUGGAAAGAAAGGAGUCUAGGAACUAAUACUAAAAGAGGCUCAACAAAAAAAAUCUGAUAAUAUGAACUGAGUCAGAGAGGGGAAUUGCAGGAAUGAAAGCAAAUGAAUUAUUUACGUUGACACAAAAAUCUUCAUACAUUUCACGUAUAAAUACACUUUUGUUUCAACACCUUACGACUCAGUUAUUAUUUUCGUAGGUGAAAAAACCUAUUGAAUUCAUAAUAUUUUGGUAUGAAGACGCUCAUAAGAAAAAUCUUAAUAAAAAAAUUCCUGAAUAAAACGA